AUGCUAAGUUUCUCACCUGCAUUGAUACCACUGUGCGUUAUCGCUCAUGUAUUCCCAUGCAGAAAUGAGAUAUUCCGCCGCUACAAUAAGGCAGGCUUUCAUGUCAAGACAAUCAAGUGUGAUCGGGCAUUCAUUCCUCUGACGGAUAAUAUGCUAGAUGAUAUGGGUAUUACUAUUGACCCGACUGCAGCUGGAGACCACGAGCCUACAGCUGAGCGAAACAAUCAAACGCUGAAAGAAAGAGUCAGAGUAGCUAUUGCACGAUUACCCUACAAAGUGGUACCAAAGGUGAUCACUGAAUGUCUUGGACGUCGAGCCGCCGAGCUAUUGAAUGUCUUUCCCCAGAAAGACAGUAUUUCCUCACAUUUCAGUCCGCAGCAACUCAUUGAUAAUGUCAAUAUCAACUACAAGAGUGACAUGGUUGCUGAGCUUGGACAGUAUGUUCAUGCAAUUGGGACGGAUUCCAACAAUUCAAUGGAACCGCGAAGUAUUGAAGCAAUCUACAUUGAACCUACAAAGGGACAACGUACAGGGCACCGACGUGUUGAAGCUUGGGCUGCUGCCAAAGGUGUUACUUCCAUGAAGUUCUUUGAUAAGAAGAGAGAUUUGGAGACAUUUCAAGAUGGCGAUCAAAUUGAAGGAGUGGAUGACACAGAACAAGGUUACUUAGAGGAAGCCUUUGAUCAGGACUAUGAACCUGAAGAAGAAGAUGAACGUGAUUUUAACCUACGUGGACAAUUCGAUGAUAUUGAUGACUCCAAAAGGAAAGAGCUCUUGGCAGAUGCAGAGAAUGAUGUCGAUGAUAUGCCAGAACUCACUGUCAGAUUCCAAGGGGUUGAUGACUAUGAAUCAGAUGACGCCGAUUCGGGUGAUGAGGAAGAAGAAGGUGUUGUGGCCAAUUUGGAUCACCAUCAAGAAAAUGUCGAUAGAGGAACCAAUGACAUUGGAAGCCUCGUUACUGAUCUGGAGGAUCUAUAA
Molecule: messenger RNA, 978 nt
Organism: Cylindrotheca closterium
Lineage: Eukaryota; Bacillariophyta; Bacillariophyceae; Bacillariales; Bacillariaceae
Source: the annotation of a GenBank genome assembly